AUGGUCGCUAAGACACGUUUUCUUAGUGACCGGGCAUUCCCGCCAUUGUUGACAGUACGAGCAAGAAGCAGUGUGCAAAUUAAGAUAACCAAUGCGCUGGGAUCGGAUGGACUGCCCGACGACAUUUCGCUCAGCGGGAUAUUCGUUUAUACUUUUAAACCAAAAGAAAUUUCAGAACCUAUUCACCGGGCCAAAAACAAAAAUAACAAAUUAAUGGUACCCAUCUUAAAACUAACAGGCUUUAACGACGAUCAGACAGAGAACAUUGCAUUGGACACAACAGAAAGAGAAAUGCUUCAAUGUUUAAAAAAAUCUGAUAGCAUAGAAACGGAGCAUGAAAGCUUAUCAACCAGACGAGACAGUCUCAAGGAACUGACCCUUCUUAAUUCAAGCACUGAACUAACAAACCGAAACAUUGCAAUACAAAAUCAAAAGAAGCAUAGUUAUACAAAAGAAAUGAUUGAAUUGGAAGAUGGUUUCCAAACAUUGAUAAGCAGCGUCUUUUAUGCCAUGUUCAAAAAAAUGUUCCACUCUACUGUCUUUGAAGCCCUACAAAAUUAUAUAUUGCAGAAAAUAGAAUGGGAAAUUAAAACAAAAACAUGGCCAAGCAUAUCAUGA
Molecule: messenger RNA, 618 nt
Organism: Helobdella robusta
Lineage: Eukaryota; Metazoa; Annelida; Clitellata; Rhynchobdellida; Glossiphoniidae
Exons: 5
Coding region: 1-618 (205 amino acids)
Source: RefSeq, a predicted model, not a curated record